AUGUCGCAGCCCCUGACCGAGGAGUCGGUGGUGGCGGAUGAAAAUGCCAAAGGCUACUCCUGCUUGGGCUGUCGGCAGCGCAAGAUCAAAUGUGAUCGCCAGACUCCGUGCUCCAACUGUGUCAAGGCGGAGACAGAAUGCAGUUUUGUUCCACCGGUACGCGGCAAGCGCAAGAGAACAAAGCCUCCCCGAGAAGGGCUGCAUGCCAAAUUGAGGCGAUAUGAAGGACUGCUCAAGUCCUAUGGCGCAAAUAUCGAACCAUCCUUGGAUAGUGACACCUCAGAUGGGGAAUCAGCCGCCAGGUCGGAUGUGGUCAUCCUCCAUAAUGCUGAGUCCCGGAUGGAAGUCGACUCUACUCCUCUCAGACCUGGUGCGAACAGAUCAAAACUGGUCACCAGGGAAGGCAGUUCAAGAUAUUUCGACAGCGUUCUCUGGUCCAACUUAGAAGACAAGUUUCGUCACCCGGAUGAAUAUGCCACUGAUGGGCUCCUGGACGAGGCCAGUGUGAAUGAAUGUCCGCUCUUUCUCGGUCCGCUUGACCAAGCAAGCCUUGAUCCCAGCACCCCCAGCACCUCCAAUAUCGUUGAUCAUUACCCCGACAUCCAGGUCCUACGCAAGAUGAAGGAUAUAUAUGUGGACCGAGUCGAUCCGGUGAUGAAAAUCCUGCAUAUCCCGACCUUCUGGUCCUCGUUGGCGAAUGCGCUUCAACAUCCACAGGAGACGCCAAACAGCUUAAGGGCGGCCAUGUUCUGCUUUUGUCUCGCUACCGUCAGCGCACUGGAUGAUGAUGAAUGCCAGAGUCUGCUGGGAGGACCGAGGCCGGCCAUGCUUGCACACUAUCGAACGAUAGCCCGUCAGACAUUGAUAAAUGCUGGAUUUCUUCACACCUCGAGCCUCAUGACACUCCGAGCUUUUUCGCUAUUCCUCAUCGGCGUGAGAACGUCCAAUCGCCACGACACCCAAUAUGUCCUGUCAGGCGUGGCCGUGCGUCUCGCGCUCAAAAUGGGUCUCCAUCGGGAUGGCGAAUCACUGGGACUGUCGCUUUUCGAAACAGAAAUGAGGCGCCGUCUCUGGUGGCACAUUGUGCAUAUAGAUUUUCGUGCCGCCGAUAUGAUGGGCAUGAGACCGUCCCUGGAUUUGUCCACGGGAGACACCAAAGUGGCGUUGAAUGUCGAGGAUGAAGAUCUCAGCCCCGGUAUGGUCGAACCCCCGUCUGAGCGAAGUGGAAUUACCUCUAUCAUUCUCUGCCUUGUCAGAUGCGACAUCAUCGGGUGCCUACGCAAGCUUGCCUCACCGUCGUCCAGUGGUGCUCACUGGGAGGUCCUCACGAACCCCGAUGUCACAACUGCCAAAAAGGAUGCUGUAAUCAGCCAGAUGGAAGAUCUUUGGGAGAGAAAGUAUCUCCGAUAUUGCGAUCCGUGCAAUCCCCUGCACAUAUUUGCAUCCGCCAUGAUCAGGUCCUGUAUAUGUAAGAUGAGGCUCCUCGCUCACAGUCCACGACUACGGUUGGCGGGACGCCGCGUCAAAAUCACACAGGCGGAACGCGACAUCGUCUUUGGGAACGCCACCAAGUUGCUGGAAUAUGCAGUCUUGGUGCGAGGACACCAGGGACUGCAGAAGUACACAUGGCGCGUCGGCACGAGCUAUCUCUGGGAUACGAUGCUCUGUGUCCUAAUCGAGGCUCGACACCGCAAGCCAGGGCCAGAGGUAGAUCGAUUGUGGCAGCUAAUCGGGGUGGUGCUUUCGCAGUACCCCGAGGCCUUCAAGGAGUCCACUGGACCUGUGUAUGUUGCACUGGGUAAAUGGACUCUGGAGGUUUGGAACGACUAUGUUGCCGCCACGAGAACUGAGGGUCUCCCAGAACCAGUGGUGCCCGAGUACAUCAAUGCGAUCCGGCAUGGUUGGACAUCGAGGCCCAAGCCUGCAGCCCUUGACCAAGCCGAUGUCAUCCCGGGGAAGGUUCAGACUGGGAAGCAGGGUGGGGAUCUGCCAGUGCUUGAUACCUUCGACUGCUAUAACUUCCCCGACCUUGUUUCCUUUGAGACGGAUCCAACCGAAUGGACCCAAUGGGAGCAGUUGCUCUCGGGACAUGGUAGCUUCAGCCGGAUGGGGGCCUUGUAA
Fonsecaea erecta is the source of this 2121-nucleotide messenger RNA. RefSeq lists its product as hypothetical. Gene Ontology annotation, biological process: regulation of DNA-templated transcription; DNA-templated transcription. Gene Ontology annotation, molecular function: DNA-binding transcription factor activity, RNA polymerase II-specific; zinc ion binding; DNA binding. Lineage: Eukaryota; Fungi; Ascomycota; Eurotiomycetes; Chaetothyriales; Herpotrichiellaceae. The transcript is spliced from 4 exons. The record is from RefSeq and is a predicted model, not a curated record. The coding region runs from base 1 to 2121 and encodes 706 amino acids.